AUGGAGACCCCACGCAAAAGGGGCAGAAGGGCGACGGCAUUGGGAAGCAGUUCGCCAAACGUCGAACCCCCGGGUUCACCCGCCGCGGAGGUCACGGUGUCGUCCAAGAAGAAACAAAAGUGUGGCGGAGGAGUCUCGUGGGCGAAGAAGCUCAAGAAGGACAUCACCAUCGACACGGAAGAGGAGCUUCCUCUCAGCGAGCUAGUCACAGACCUGGAGAAGCCCCCGGAGUUCUUCGUGAAGCUCAUGAAAGGACCAGACGCCGAGCCUGCGCGCGGCCCUUACGAGCUCGGCGAGAUUGUCGUCCCCAAGGUCCACGGGCUGAUUGUAGUGAAGGGGCCGAACGCCCGGGGAGAGAAGGUACGAGCGGUCCAUGGCGUCAGGCCCGGGAACGUGACAUCCCUCACUCUCGUGGCGGACUACAUCACAACCCGGAACGAUGGGCAAGCUACCUCGGACGAGGACCGCGACAGUGCUCGCAAGUCGGUGGUCGCCCACACCACCAGGGCGGCUCCACCUGGAGCAACCAUCGACCCCUACGCGGAUAGGCUCGUCUGGCCCGAGAAUGCCCCGCGUACGACGGGCUCACGGAAAGCAACUGAAGCCAACAACGCCAUGGUGAAGGUCAACGGCAAGAUGGUGAAGAAAGCGAGUGUGAAAUCCAACUCGUGCUCCCACGACGGCUACGCGUGCACCAGUGCCGAGGUCGGCAAGUGUGUGUGCGGCGAGGACCACUCCCACGUAAAAAAUGCUUCUGUGGGUGCCAACUCCUGCAAUGUGGACGGGUGUUCCUGCACCGAGUCGGGCGAGGCAUGCAGCUGUGACGGACACGUGCACGUCAAGAACGCGAGUGUCGGAGGGGCGGUACAAUCGGGAGAGCAAGAGAAACCCAACCCCAACCCGCGAGGCCCCGGUGGAGCCGGCGUCAAGGAGUUCGACUAUCGCCCUCACCGUCGCUCCAUCGGCUUCCACUACCGUGGUUACAAGGAGAAUGACAAGCUCGUCAUGUCGGACAACACGUUCGAGUUCUUCGAGUACAGCAUCGGCAACAUGGAGAACGGGGCGUGGAUUCUGGGCACCCACCACUUCAGCUCCCAAGGCAAAAGGUUGUCCUCCGACCCAUACAGGAAGGACGGCACAAGGGUUCAGACAGAGGCCAAGGUAAUGAGAAACGACGGCUACCUGAAGAACAAGGCCAGGGAUCACGGGAAGGAGCAGGGGUAG
This is a messenger RNA of Ectocarpus siliculosus, 1224 nucleotides long. NCBI's taxonomy places the organism in Eukaryota, Phaeophyceae, Ectocarpales, Ectocarpaceae. The record is from the annotation of a GenBank genome assembly.